AGGGGUCGGAUUCCAAACCAUUUCCUCCUGUAGACCAAACGAGAGAGAUAACGUCUCGCCGUCACUUUGUUGGUCACUACGAGUUAAAGAUGAGAGGGCCGGGAAUCGUAGUCAGGUCGUUUGGUUUCGUGCGGAGUGCAUCCUGCAGUGUAACGAGAUGAGAGCCAUACGGAUCCAUUAUUACCAUUGACGGAUUUAAUUUAAACUCAAUCGAUAUUUAUUCCUCCAUUCUUAGAUUGAUUUCUCCAUUCUCAAUACUCGGAAAAGUAUAAGCAAAGAUCAAUAGUGCUACGAUGAUAACUGUGCACGGGAUGAUUGAAGUUAAUUGGUGUAAAACAUUUACUUUACUCGUAAUCUUGAAUAGUAAUAUUAACACUAUAAAAUGUAAAACUACGGAAUCGAAACAAUCGAUUCGGGACUGGUAAUCGAUUCAAGACAUUCCCCGCUCCAGCGCGAGGCGGUCCACAAUGGCCGACCAAGGAACACUUGUGCCGUCGACCAAUCGGAAGAGGCGACGUGGGAAGGAGACGGAGCCUGCACCUCCCAUGGCCAGUCCCAAUAGCAGCAGCUAUUUCUCACGAAGCCUACCUGCGUGCGGGGUGGAGCGACUGGGAUUUAGUUUUUUCAACCAGCCUUGCGAGCAGCUCGCAAGGGCGAUGCUGGGGCAGACCCUGGUUCGCCGCGUGCCCGGAGUGGAGGGAGCCCUGCGGGCACGCGUGGUAGAGAGCGAGGCGUACCCGGGGGGUCUCGACGAAGCGUCGCACUCGCGCCACGGCCGCCGCACGCCCAGGAACGUGGCGAUGUUCAUGCCUCCCGGCACGCUCUACGUGUACCGCAUCUACGGGCUGCACUGCUGCCUCAACGUCUCGAGCCGCGGAGAGGGCUCGGCCGUUCUUCUCCGUGCUCUGCAGCCACUGGAGGGAGUGGCGACCAUGCGUUUGCUCCGCCAGAAGCCGCAGCAGGCCAGCACCAAAUGUGGCCGUGGCCAGUUGCCGGAUCGAAAGCUCUGCAAUGGCCCCGGCAAGCUGUGCCAAGCCCUGUCCAUCAGCUGUGCCCUCGACCGCACGGACGCCGCCUCGGAGGACUCGGAGCUGUGGUUUGAGAGGGGAGAGGGCGACGUGGGGGAGGAAUCGAUGGUGGCGGCGAGGAGAGUGGGGAUCACCUCGGCCGGAGACUGGGCCGAGAGACCGUGGAGGUUUUACAUCCGUGGCAAUGAAUGUGUGAGCGUGGUCGACAAGACAGCUGAGCAGUUGGCACUGAGGGUGACCCAAAAACAGGAUACCGGAGAUCAGGGUUAGGGGAGAGAUUUGUUUUGAGACUCAGCUCCAGGAAACUAGGUCUCAGCGUCUUGAGACUCGGUUCCAGGAGACCAGGCAUCAGGAUCUUGAAACUUUGCUCCAGGAGACCGGGUCUCAGUGUCUUGAGACUCAGCUCCAGGAUUUAAUGCAAUCAUACUCCAGCAAAUACUUUAUUGAACUUAAAUGCUAUUUUAUUGCAUCUCAAUAAAGAAUGUAUUUUGUAUCAAUAAUGAACGUGGUCUAACAACAUCACGGGUGUAUUUAAUAUAGAUACUUGUAUGCAUUAGACGUACAGGGUGAUCCAUUUGUACAGAAUCCACAGAUUUAUAUUGACUCUCCGACUCUCCUAUCAACAGCUAAUUGAUCAUCGUGAAGACGAAGAAAGGAAUGGACUGGGCCACGAUGUCGGGGAUGAAAGGGGAGGAGGGGAGAGAGAGAGGGAAGCAACGAACAGUAGGUAGCACAGAGCGGAGUCUGUUUUCACAGGGGAAGGCGGUGGGAAAGAGGGGGAGGGAUUCAGAGUGGGUGUGGCCACACAAGUCACGUGAUGUACGGGAGUCUUGGGCUGAUUUAGAGAUAGUGGCUUCUCCAUAUUCACUUCCGUGGGGUGGCUAUAAACGGAUCAACCUGUACAUUGCAUAUACACUCUCUUUAUAUGUAUCACGUAUACGUUCCGCAUGUGUCGAUGGAAGAAUCUGGCACAAGCUGCACACGGGGGCCAUCAACUUUGGUUUCAGCUGCUCAAAUAUCCCUGCAGAGCCACAAGGCGGUACUCAUGUUAUCUACCCGGUCUGUGGAAUCCUCAUCAGAGUGCUUGGUGUGGUGUGUGUGAAUGUGUGUACAUGUGUGUGUGCGUCUUUGUGGGGGGAGCGGCGGUGCAGCGGUUAGCGCCGCUGCACUGUGAAACCCAGAGACCUGAAUUCGAUUCCCACUCACGGCCAACAUUGGUAACAAAUAUCCGAACUGGUCCUGUGUCUUUGCUAGGUAGAGUCGGCCUUAAGUGAGUACCUGGUGCAGUGUUUAAACUUGCGUCCUGCAGGUUGUUAUGUCUGCUCACUAACAUCACUUGCCCAAAAUAGUCCGAAAAGGCUAUAUGGGGGAACUUUGUCUUUUGAAUGUGUGUAUAAUCAUAUGUAUAUGACAGGGUAAUGUACAUACAUGUAUGUAACUGAACAUUUUAAAAUGUUUCACAAUGCCCUUGAUAAUAUGUGUAUAUAUAACAUUUAAGGUACGGUAUAUAUUAAAAAUAUAAAUGUAUAGAGAUUGGUCUCAAAGUAAAGUAUCUUUUUAUAUCAUAAA
Messenger RNA from Petromyzon marinus (sea lamprey), 2597 nucleotides. RefSeq names its product N-methylpurine DNA glycosylase (gene MPG). NCBI's taxonomy places the organism in Eukaryota, Metazoa, Chordata, Hyperoartia, Petromyzontiformes, Petromyzontidae. Gene Ontology annotation, molecular function: alkylbase DNA N-glycosylase activity; DNA binding. Gene Ontology annotation, biological process: base-excision repair. The record is from RefSeq and is a predicted model, not a curated record.